Pararge aegeria (speckled wood butterfly) is the source of this 3291-nucleotide messenger RNA. It is a transcript of the gene mri, whose product is annotated as BTB/POZ domain-containing protein 10. Gene Ontology annotation, cellular component: cytoplasm. Gene Ontology annotation, biological process: positive regulation of phosphorylation. The transcript has 5 exons. Bases 170 to 1306 code for a protein of 378 amino acids. The record is from RefSeq and is a predicted model, not a curated record. NCBI's taxonomy places the organism in Eukaryota, Metazoa, Arthropoda, Insecta, Lepidoptera, Nymphalidae. Gene Ontology annotation, molecular function: protein binding.
UUUAAUCUGUCAGCAUUGGCUGACGUUAAUCAUUUUCGUAACAAACAAAAAGAUUUCCUAUUUCAUCACGAAACCUAAAAAGAAGUUGAAUAAUAAUUCGAGGCCUUUGCUAAAGCGGAGGCCAAAGAGCGUCAAGCGUGAUGUGAGGGCUCGUUACGAGCGAGCGUCCAUGUCCGAUUCCCAAGUGAAAGGCCAAGGGGCCAUGUUAGCACGAAGACCAUUCUAUCCAGACAGCAGUAGCGACACAGAAGAAUACAGAAGGGACGCAGAGGAUCGUCGCAAGCGUCUAUCCAAACGUAACGGUCCAAAUUUACGUCGCGUUCCAUCAAAUAUGCCGCCGAAAAAUCAAACUCCUAACGGGCCUAUUCCGUCGACUUCCACACAAGAUCUUCCGAAGAACGGCCAGAAAAACCUUUUGGGUGAUGAUAGGAUCACUCUAGUGGUCGACAAUACGCGAUUUGUGUUUGAUCCCGCCCAGUUUACAGCACAUCCCAAUACCAUGCUUGGGAGAAUGUUCAGUUCUGGUAUAGAGUUCACACAUCCUAAUGAGAGAGGAGAGUACGAAGUAGCAGAAGGCAUAUCAGCAACUGUGUUCCGGGCUAUAUUGGAGUACUACAGAGGAGGCACCAUCAGAUGCCCUCCCACUGUCUCCGUGCAAGAGUUGAGGGAGGCAUGUGACUACCUGCUUGUGCCAUUUGAUGCCAACACUGUUAGAUGUCAGAACCUCCGAGGCUUGCUCCACGAGCUAUCCAACGAGGGUGCCAGGCGUCAGUUCGAAUGCUUCCUCGAGCGGCUCAUCCUGCCCCUAAUGGUGGAGUCAGCGCGGCGGGGGGACCGCGAGUGCCACGUGGUGGUGCUGCUGGAUGACGACUCGGUGGAGUGGGACGAGGAGUACCCUCCGCAGAUGGGCGACGAGUACAGUCAGACGGUGCUGUCAACGCCGCUCUACCGCUUCUUCAAGUACAUCGAGAACAGAGAUGUAGCUAAGCAAGUAAUGAAAGAGAGGGGACUGAAAAAAAUCCGUCUCGGGGUCGAAGGUUACCCGACGUACAAAGAAAAGGUCCGCAAGAGGCCCGGGGGUCGCGCGGAGGUCAUCUACAACUACGUGCAGAGGCCGUUCAUCCACAUGUCCUGGGAGAAGGAGGAGGCGAAAAGCAGACAUGUCGAUUUCCAGUGCUUCAAGUCCAAAUCCGUCACCAACUUGGCUGAGGCGACCGCUGAUCCCGUAAUCGAGUUGGAUCCGAUCAGAGCAAGGGAAGAGGUUGAGGUUCAAGACCCGGGGGAGGUUCAGGAGGAGGAGCAGUGAUUGCUGGUGCCGCGUAAGGCGGUGCGGAUCCUGAUGGCCUUCUUCUGCUGGUACUCUAUGUGAUGGAGAAGGUGGAUUGUGAGGUGCUGUGUCGAACUGACACUGGCUUCGUGAGAUAGUGGACUGAUGAAUUCGAAUAUCCUAGUUUAAAGGGUGCAUAUAAUUUCGCCUCUGUUUUUGGUUAAAGGAAAAUGCAGGGCUUUUAAGCCGGGUGUAUUUUGACAACAAAAUAAAUAUUACUAGGCACUUUCUGUAUGAGAUAUAUACUGUGAUUGGUACUGCCUGAGAUAAUCGAGAUAUAUUUUAUGUCGAUCAUAAGUUCAGUUUAACCCUUUGGUCAAUAAUAGUAAACCAUAAACAUUUAAAUAAAAAAAAGCAAAUAAAAUUACUAAAUAGAGAUAUUCUUAUGUUUUUAUUAUUUUAUAUCAAUGAUUAUGGUUUUUUUUUUUUAAAACAGCUAUUUAAUUUUGAGGGACACUUUUAAAUUUAGUUCCUUUACCCUUUCUACGAUGAAGGCCUUAUAUAUAAACAUUGUGGAAAAACAACAUCUUUAAAUUCCGAGUGUUAGUCGGUUGUAAGCGAUGAAUUUUUUAUCUUAAUCCUAUUUCUGGUACUAUUAUUGAUCUAAGCUUUUGCCGAAUUUGAUUUGAUAUAACAGAACAAAUGCCUCAUUGGUCUGUUUGUUAUAUCCUGGGGUUGAUACCGGAUCGGGCAUUAUUUGGCAUAUCAAUGUUAGACAAAAUGGCUGGAAUUAUUUUAGUAUUUUAUUUGUCAUGAAGAAAAUUAGGAAGAAUCCAAAGAAAAAGUCACUUCGGAUUACUUUCUUUAGGAGGUACGAAUUUCAUUCAGUAGCCCGAUUGUACGUUGGAUUGCAAAUAAGCAUAUUGGCUCCUACACACGGGCCAACAUUGGGAGUUGGCUACUCUGUGUCGAUUUUUUUAAAGGAAAUGUUUGUACCAAUAUUCGAGUUCUCACAGUAUUACCGCGGCUCGCAACGAGAGAAUAUGGGUUGAAUCGCGAUACAAUGUCAUCUACGUGAAAAUUAAAAAGGGUUUGAAUUUUUGCAGACCUAAAAAUGGAGGAGGUUAUUAAUUCGGACGUUUGUUUUUUUAUAUUCGGAUAUAAACUCCGUCAUCUAUCGACGAUUUGCAAAUUCCUUUUUUUUAUGCAAAAGCUUUAUUCCGAAAUAAUACCAUUCAAAUUUUAUAUGAAUGAUUAAUUAAAAAAAAAAAGAAACUUUUUUUUAUAACAAUAUUUAUUUGAGAAAUCGCAUUUUUUAUCCUGAGUAAUGAAAAAAAAUCUAAGGUACUUAAUCUAAGCAUUUUUUUCAUGAACAAAAAGUAAUGACUGUAUUGUAAAAACACUUCAAAAUUAGACUGACCCUACCUAGAGGAAUCUUUUGGAUUAAGUUAAUCUCCAAACUUGGCGCCUAACGGGUGGAGUCGGUGUUAAACAAAAUGGCGGCGGAAUAAAUAUGUGUGCGAUCAGCUAAAAACUUAUAUAACUCUUAUGAUACUGUUAUUAAUGUUCUUGUAUGUCGAUACACUUAUAUUUGGUUAAUAUAAGAUAAUAUUGAUGGCUUUGAAUUUAAAAAUAUCGUCGUUGAGAGUCCUGCACCGCGUAACUUACACAGUUCAAUCAUUACUCCCCCUUACUACGAUCGUUUAAAUAGUGUUAUUUUAAUAUUGAUGGUGUUUUGUUUUAGAAUUGUAGACUGCUCGGGAAAAUUACAAUUUGUAUUGAUAUUUAUGGAUAAAAAUUAUUAAGAUAUGUUCGGUUUUAUAUAUAUAUAAAUACUACAAUAAAAGAAAUUUGGGACAGUUUUACAACAAAUAAAAUGUAGUUUUAAAAUAAUACUGCUUUAAGUGUUGGUAGUAAGGCCCUGUUGUUAAGUCACGCGGUAUCACGCUUUCUACGAUGACAUAUAAAUGUAAUAUAUUCCAAAUGAUACUGUGUUCUUUUUAUAUUAUAUUGAUUAUAUACAG